AUGUGGCAACAUGAUGUGACAAUCCUAAUUUGUGACCACAUCCCUUGCCUCACAGUGACAGAUCCAGCUGGUGGUUUCUCCCUGCUUGCUGAGCGUUUCCACAGCUGCCUGCUGAGAGGAGCAGGAGGAGGAGGAGGAGGAACCAUGAUUGAUCUUAGCCACCUGACGGAGGAGGAGCAGGGGGUGAUAAUGUCGGUGCUGAGGAGGGACGCUGAUCUGAAGAAGGCAGAGGAGGAGAGAAUCAGGAAACUGGAGAAAAUUCUGGUCAGCGGCUCGCAGCCAGACACUGAACUAAAGUACCUGACUGGAGAAUGGUUUUACGAGGCCAAGUCACGCAGACACAUGGACAAGAUCCACGGCUCGGAGAUCAUCCUGGCCUCCAUGAAACCGAGGAAAGCUGGUUUAGAUGGUUCUCUCCGAAUGGAAAGAUCCAAGACCCCCAGCAGUCGAGGCUCAGACACCGGCCCUCCACCAAAACCUGCCAGAUGUUGGGAUGCACUCCAGCCGCAGGAGAUCAACGAUGCAGAAAAAGAGAAUCUGAAUUCAGCGGUCCGCUCUCCAAGAACGCCGAGACACAACCCUUUCAACCGCGCUUCCCUUAUUGUUGUUGAGCCACCAGAAAAUAAUGAUGAUACGUCAGCCAGUCGGGACCAGGCGUCUGCUGAGACAGAGCCCAUAUUUCCACUGAAGAGCCACCCAGCGGAGGCCAGUCAGACCCCAGGGGGCUCCAUCACAUCAGAGAGCUCCUCUCUGGGUUUCAGGCCAGUGCCAAAGAAGAGGACCUUCCUCUCCAGACGAACCUCCAGACAGUCAGAAAGCAGCAGCCUGCUGUCGGACCCUCAGGGAGAGUCAGCGGAGGUAGUUCCUGCCCCGAGACAGAGCCUCCAGCGAGGGUCCAGUGAGAGCUCCAACCAGUCCAACCUGAAGGACCAAGACGAAAAGCCGAAAAGUGUUGCUUCUAAUCAGCAAUCUCCGCCUGCUCAGCCAUCCAGAGCUCUAGAUGAAAACUCCCAGCAGCCUCUCCGUGAAGUAUCUCAGGUUUCGUCUAAUUCCAGUCUGGAGAGAGAAAGACCCCCACCUUCCAUAACAAGAGACAGACCAGCCACAAACACCAGGAGUGAUGUGUCCGCUGACAGAGAGAUGCCACUGAAGAGCGAUGAACGAGAUGAUCGGACACAGAGAGAACACGCGGCGAUGAACGCCGUCGUCCUGCACCCCGGCAGCAUUCAGAGUUCAGGCAGGGGAAACAACAGCAGCGUGGGAACAACAAUGAGGCAGGGAGAGCUGAGUCUGCCGCAAAGCACUGUGGAUGCAGAUCCUCCGGUAUCUUAUGAUCUCAACUACAUUGAUAAGUCUGAUCACCAAACACAGAGGAAAACAAAUCAGAAAAACGCGUUUCAGUUAUCGACUCAGACCAGCAGUCCCACCGGUGAUGAGGAGGACUCCAUCGCGAAGGUGCUGGACUGGUUCAGCCGCAGCACGGACAGCCUUGAUUGGCUGAAGACAGAGGACGGUCCAAAGGCCACAAAGACCUCUGACAAACGUGAAGAAAUCAGCAAAGUACGAAGCGAAGAUUCAUUACGAAAAGAUGCUGGGGAUAUUCAAAUCGAUCGGACGAAUGAAACUCUUGAAAUGAGGAGAAAUCACUUACAAAGACAGGCCAAUGAGGCUAAAGAGUUAAGAGCGACAGACAGAGAAACACAAGAGGAGGUGAAGGAGGAUAACAGAGACAGAAUGCCGCCACAGGGAGUUAAAGAUAAUAACGAUGAAAGCCAGCAAGCCCCGAUCUCUCAUCUGAAGUCAUUCUGGGAGAAAAGUAACACGGGACCUAAAAUACUUAUCAGCAAAUCAAUCACGCCCGGUGACAAAGGACAAAAACCUGGUCACCUCUCAGCGGAGAAAGACGAGGAGAAAGUGAAUAAAUCUCACAAAGCGCCUGAUAUUCCCUCUGUGCCUGGAAUAUACAACGGGAAGGGGAUUUAUGAUAAGUCUGCCUCAAAUCAUGGGGAUGAAAGAGAACAACAGAGAGACAUUGGAGGCAGUGUUCACUUAAAUUAUAACCAGGAGGACUCAACAUAUAACUCUGAUUAUUUAAAGGUAGCGGCCAGUCCACAGGUAGCAGACAGAAGAGGGUCAGACACUGAGAUUUUAAGCGUUACCAGACUUAAUCAACAGCCAAGGACGCCCAUCCAGUCCAGUCCAGUACCAGAGAGUAUUUCCAGAGAAACCUCACUGCUAGAUGAUGAAAUGACUAUUCCUGCAUCUCAGCUAGAUACAGAUCCAGACUAUGAGAAGCUCUAUUUGUCCAGGAACAGCCCAUAUAUGGACUACAAGCAGAGCGAUGUGCAAGUAACACCUAAAACACAGAUGCGUAGAGGUUCAAGUGAAGAUGUAAAGAGAACAGACAGUGAAGAUAAAAGUGGGCAAUCAAGCAGAAUCAGCAGUCCUCACCCAAACAGACCGAGUUUACCGCAUCAAGACAGUACUGCAGAGAAGAUAAAGCAGCUGAAAUCUUUCUGGGAGCAGGAGUGGAGCAAGCCCAAACCUAAAGCUCUCGGUGAUGGUAAAGUCGCCCGUGGUGCAAAUCAAUCAAAACUCAAUAAAAGAUACACAAAGUCCGAGUACGAUCUGACGUCAGUUGGGAAUGAUUCAGGCAGCGAUGCCGAAGAUAGAAAUCAUCACAAUUUUACAGUUCUUCCUUUGAAUCAGAGAAUAGAUAAGUCGUCCCCGAGCCUGGGCGCAAGCCGAGCACAGUUUAACACUCUGCGUGAGUUCUGGGGCGAGGCCGCGUCAGAUAACAAGGGCUCCUUUGGCUUCGACAAACCCAAAAGCCCCAAAAGAAAAGAGCCAGUAAGUACCCAGCUUUCCUCUCAGGACCCAGAGGUUUACAGUGUGUCAGAGAAAACAAGAUCAUCCGUCAUGAAAUCAUCUCCACCUCCUCAGAAUCGAUCAAAGUCGCCACAUGAUAGACAAACGGGGUCACGAGCAGCUAAUGAUGGCAAAAACAACCUGUCUAAUUAUACUGAGUCUAAAAGGAGCUCAAAAGACUCUAAUAGAGAAGAGAAAUCCACAAAAUCCCAGAUUAGUUCAGGAAAAGAGAUUCGUUCUCCAACAAGAAGAAAAGACAGCUUUAGCAAUUCGAGCAGCCGUGGGAAUACUAUGCGCCGGGCCACUAGCAUGUUCGCUCUGAGCGUUCCUGAUGAAAAAGAGCUUAAAAUGGAUGUUAGCCCCGUCCAUUCCCAGAGCAGAAAGCAGAGGCAGAACGCGGGCGCAUCGCCGAGGAGAUCACCAGAGGAAACGCCACGUGCACGGGCAUGUGUUCCCAGAGACUUCCGCCAUUACCUCGGCAUGACGGACAAGACCAGCGUCCACACGUCCCUCGCCCCGGCUGUGAAGGACGAGGGCUCGGAGGGGUACGACUUUGAUAUGGGCGGGCCGGUGAGGGCCAGCACUCCGGUGAGCUCGGAGGAACGCUACAGCAGGAAGGGCAGCAAGAUGAGCCAGCGCCCCCUGUGGGCAAACUACAGCAGCUCAGACGCAGGGCAGGAGUCGUCUGUGAGCAGCACGUCAGAAACCUGGUCCAACUCCAGGACCAGUUCAAACCGUGAGCACCAGCUUAACUUCUUUUGGUCGUUCUUACAGUGUAAUAUGAAUGCCAAAAGCGUAUUUAUACUGUUUCUCCGGCUGCCUUAA
Molecule: messenger RNA, 3693 nt
Organism: Centropristis striata (black sea bass)
Lineage: Eukaryota; Metazoa; Chordata; Actinopteri; Perciformes; Serranidae
Exons: 8
Coding region: 1-3693 (1230 amino acids)
Biological process (GO): intracellular protein transport; exocytosis
Cellular component (GO): plasma membrane; exocytic vesicle
Molecular function (GO): neurexin family protein binding; small GTPase binding
Source: RefSeq, a predicted model, not a curated record